AUGUUGCCAAUACUGGUUGUAUCGUCGAAAGGUCACGAGGAUGAGAAUGAAGAGUUCAAUCGCAUUGUACAAAGUGAUGGCUAUCAGAGUGCCCAUUCCAACUUUGACAGCAAUACUAUUUCCUCCGUAACCUCCAACAAGCCCCUCUGGACUUUGACCAAGAGAGGACGAGAGGCCGGCAUUGUUAGCACAGCAUUGGAGGAUGCGAUAGGAUGCUGGUCCGAGGUGCAGCUAGCGACCGUAAAAAAGUUGCCCCCGCACAGCGCGCGUCUAAUAGACGAGUCAUCGGCGAAUCCAGGGGCGAAUUGA
This is a messenger RNA of Penicillium canescens, 309 nucleotides long. RefSeq lists its product as uncharacterized. The record is from RefSeq and is a predicted model, not a curated record. The coding region runs from base 1 to 309 and encodes 102 amino acids. Lineage: Eukaryota; Fungi; Ascomycota; Eurotiomycetes; Eurotiales; Aspergillaceae. The transcript has 2 exons.